Chara braunii is the source of this 1915-nucleotide messenger RNA. The record is from the annotation of a GenBank genome assembly. Lineage: Eukaryota; Viridiplantae; Streptophyta; Charophyceae; Charales; Characeae.
GUGGUCAUGGACAACGCCAGAGUUUGUGUGAAGGUUGGGAAGAUGGUGGAACAAAAGUAUCCAUGGAUCUUCCGGAUUGGUUGUACGGCACAUGCCCUCGACCUUGCCUUGGAGGACAUGAACAAGUCGUUAGUGGUUCAGAAUGACGGUGAAGAGGGGGAAUCAAUUGGGGAAGUUUAUCAUGAGCCACGACAAGGUGUGUGCUUUAUUCCUCAGCAAAUCCGGAGGUGCACAGAUCAAGAGGCCGGGUGUGACUCGAUUUGCCACAAACAUCAUCAUGCUGAAGUCGCUGUCGGAUGCGAGCAAUGCCCUCAAGCUGGCAGUGGGCGAUAAGGGGUGGGUGCCCGACAUUGUGUGGCCCGACCUUGCCACGCAGUUCGAGGAGGCGAUGUGGUGGGAUGCAUUUGGGUCGCGACUGUACCUUUUGCAGCCGCAAGCCAUCAGACUGCUCGGCCAGGCAAGGUCAUCUGCUGCAUGCGAACGCAACUGGAGCUUACAUGAGCUCAUUUUCGGGAGUAGGAGGACGAGGAUUUUGCCAACCCGCCUGUCGAAGUUGGUUUAUAACAACUGGAACCUUCACCUGCAGCGGAGGCAAGAACACGGUCAGGGCGAGGUUGAUGUUCACAUCCCUUGGUUGGAGGACAUGCCUGAUGAGGAGAGGAAGCACGAGGCGGAGGCGUAUUACAAUGAGUGGGUGCGGCGCGUCAAGAGGCGUGCGAAGGAUGGGGGGAGUGACUUGGAGGAAGGAGAUGGGGGGGGAGUUGGGGAGGGGGAUGAUGACGAAGUCCCUAUGGCACGGAGGUGGCUGCACAAUGACGACAUGGACGACUACAUGGACCAGCAGGACGGCAUCAGGCAGCUCGACAAUUACACACACCAUUGGCACUUCAACACAAUGUCGGGGAGGCACCGAGAACGUCUCUUGAGGAGGCUGUCAGGCCAAGAGCUCCCAGCACCAGAAGUCCACUACAACUUGGAGGAGCGGGACCGUGUGCUGCGGGCCAGAGAGACGGGGGCAUGGGUGGAUGGCAGGGAAGAAGGUGGAAGCAGGAGGCAGCAUCGGCGAGCACGUCCUGGUGAGGGGGACGGUGGCGGGAAGCGUACCGCGGAGGUAGACAUUGCGCCUGCUCCGAAACGGGGGAGAGGACGACCGAGCAACAAGGAGAAGGCAGAAAGAAAAGCAGUAGAGAAAGCUGCGAAGAAGGAGUCCGCAUCUGCAAAGAAAAAGAGUUCUGCUGCAAAGAAAAAAGCAGCAGCAGCGAAGAAAAAGAAGGGGAAAGUCAUUGACGAUGACAACACCCCUCCGUGUUCGGCUUCAUCGUCGUCAUCCUCUGAUGAUGAUGACGGUGAUGAUGAUGCCGAUGGUGAUGAUGACCGUGAUGAUGAUGAUGAUCGUGAUGGUGAUGAUGAUGGUGAUGGUGAUGAUGAUGGUGAUGGUGAUGACGGGGAACAGGAUGGAGGUUCUGAAUCUUCUGAUGAUGAGGACGAGGGGGGCAAACAAGAGGAAGAGAGUGGGAGGAAGGCGCUGCGGAGGGACAGGACGGAGGUUCUGAAUCUUCUGAUGAUGGAGAGGCUGAGAAUUAGGAUCUGGCCCACAGCGAACUCGGAGGUUCACUGUUUUGCUGACUAUAAGUGAUAUAACUGACUUAGCAACAUUGCAAUGGGGAAGCUAUUUCGGAUGUUGUCUUGUCCCAGGCUGUUUGUGGUUUCUUCGUGAUGUGUCCGACAACUUUAACUUUCUGACACUGUGUCCCUCUGCAGUUGUCUGUUUUCAUGACGAGGCACUCAGAUGCAGUGUUUCUGCAUCUACAAACGUGAACAGGUGUGUACCGACCGAACAACCCGACCCACGGCAUGAAAUUUGAUAUUCGUGCAAUGUCUUGGCAGUUGGAGUUCAAACUCCAAACUUCAAAGU